AUGGCCAGCCCUACGAAACUCGUCUAUCAACAAGAUGGUGAACGCCUGCUUCACGCCUCCAAGAUCCUUUCAAUCAUCCCGGUAUCCGCACUCUCCGCGCCGGAUCAAGCUCUUGUAAAGGAUCCGUCAGAAAUAGAGCAUGCUGUGAUCACGGAUUCUACCGUCUUCUAUGUUCAAGGCGGUGGCCAGCCCUCUGAUACCGGUACCAUGAUGUCUGAUGCAGCCCCCAACAAGGCAAACCCGGUCUUUGAAGUGAAGUCGGUGCGUCAACCAGCCCAAAGUAGCCAGAUCCUCCAUCUAGGCCGUUUUAUCCCCAUUGGAGCUACCGGGUUUAAAGUAGGAGAGGAAGUCCAACAGCACGUCGAUGCCGACAAGCGCAACCUGCACUCUCGCCUUCACACUGCCGGGCAUAUCUUGAGCCUAGCAAUCCACGCCCUAUCUCGCGACGGCGUACUCCCCUCGCUCAAGGAGUCGAAAGCCUCACAUUAUCCAGACUCUGCGGCUGUAGUGUUUGAGGGCAUCAUUGAGGGCAAGCAUAAGGAUAUUAUCCAGGAAAAGACGGACGAGUUCGUGCGAUCAGCCAGCCCAGUGAAGAUCCACUGGUGGCCAAUGGAAGAACUGUUUGAGAAGUGCCAUGGUGUUACCGAGGGGUUUGAGCUGCCUGAGGGAGAGACUAUGGGUAGAGUCGUUGAGAUGGAGGGACUGGGAAGUUAUCCCUGCGGUGGAACGCAUGUUCAGGACUGCAGUUUAGUGGGGAAGAUUGAGGUGAAAAAGAUAUCGCGCUCCAAGGGAGUAAGCAGAGUGUCAUACAGAGUCGCAUAG
Molecule: messenger RNA, 822 nt
Organism: Nannizzia gypsea CBS 118893
Lineage: Eukaryota; Fungi; Ascomycota; Eurotiomycetes; Onygenales; Arthrodermataceae
Product: ATP binding/alanine-tRNA ligase
Exons: 1
Coding region: 1-822 (273 amino acids)
Biological process (GO): alanyl-tRNA aminoacylation; regulation of translational fidelity
Molecular function (GO): ATP binding; Ser-tRNA(Ala) deacylase activity; nucleic acid binding
Source: RefSeq, a predicted model, not a curated record